This is a messenger RNA of Polistes dominula (European paper wasp), 1268 nucleotides long. RefSeq lists its product as uncharacterized. NCBI's taxonomy places the organism in Eukaryota, Metazoa, Arthropoda, Insecta, Hymenoptera, Vespidae. The record is from RefSeq and is a predicted model, not a curated record.
UUUGAUAGUUGGCUGAGUUUAGUCGGCGGUUCGAUAAGUCCACCGGAAACCACAAAAUCAUAAAAAAAUUAGUCUUCAAGUUCAAAGAAGCUGUCGUAGGUAUGGCGUACGGCAGGGAGAGAGAUCAGAUCGUACAGUGGUGGUUCUUUCUUCUCGAGAUAUCGAAUCAAAAGAAAAAAAAGAUCAUCAAGUUUUCUGAUUUCCAAAUUGCACAGUGAUAAUUAUCGUAAAAUCGAAAGUUAUCGUACAGGCUGAAUUUUGGAUCGUACAAGGUUUCAAAUUAUCGUACGAAUGGGAUCAUUGCUAUAAUCGUUACUUGUCCAUUUUACAAACCAUUCAGUGAUGUGUACGUCAACGAUAGUUACGCUUCUUGUGGAUAUAAGACUAACUAAAUAACAUAGCAUUGAACCUUGUACUAGGAUCUUUGGCAGUAGCACGGGUAGGAAAAUUUUCCCUAGCGGCAAAAAUAUGAACUAGAACAAAUAGGUUACUGUACAUUACCAAUAUAAACAAAAUAGAGAACAACGUAGAAAUUUUUUUAUAAAAUUAUCAUUGUCUUGUAAUUAAAUUUAAUAAAAUGAAACUUAYAUUGCAAGAAAUUUUUAAAUUUGCUUGCACAGAAUCAAGCAAUAAAAGUUUUGUUGAUGGUGAAAGUGUAUUAAAUGCUGGACAUGUGAUUAAGUGUGGGCAAGUACCAUGUAGUGAUUGUAAUAUUAUGGUCGAAUAAUUGGAAUGGGUUGUUCAUGCAAGGGUGAUUUAAGUGGUACUUGUAAACAUAUUAUAGCAGUAUUGCUCUAUUGUAACCGAAAUGAUUUGGAGAGUUUGCAAAUGAUCACGUACACUGAUAAAAAGUGCGUAGGGAACCAACCUCAUAAAUCAUCACUAGAAAAAUAUGAAGCCAAGCCAUUGGACGAGCAUGAAUGUUUUUCAAUGUCGAGAAAAAAAAUUUUAAAUACUAAAUAUCGAAAAAAAAACCCCUACGAGACUAAAGCUAAUGAUGACAACACUAAAUCCAAGGAUUCAGAUGAAAAUUUCCAGCUGUCUGAGGAGGAAAAUACAAAAAUAAGAAACUUAAUGAAUUGGAAGACAUGAAGCUAUCCAAAUUUCAAACAAUAAUUAAAUCUCCUCACAACUUAUUUUAUAAUUUAUACUCCAUGUGACGAUAAAUUACUGAUAAUACCUAUCAGCUUUGAUAUAAAAUACGCUUAAAAUUUAUUGUAUUCCUUAACAAAAAUUUAUUUUAAUAAAAUGGCUCAUGUAGUAUGUAA